AUGAGAUUUGCCUUGUUUUGCGUGUCCAUACAUUUGCUUUUUCUGGGUCAUGUGAUAGCAAGGGCAGCACAAUCAGUGAGACUUCAAAGCCGCCGAUUUAAGUCGUCACAUCGAAUUCAUUCAAGGUUAUACAGUCAUGGAAAGAAUCAAAUUGACAAGAACAACAAGCAUGGUAUGUAAGGCGAUGUAAAAGUUAACAAUAAUACAUUCGUAUGUUUAGUCAGUGACAUCAUGAACUAUUGAGUGUAUUUUUAUUGUUUUUGAACUUAAGAAUAAAUAAAUCUUAUACUAAAAGACAGCUCACUCUUGACAAGAGUCUGCAUUCCGUUAGGCAGCGAUCUCAAGACGAUAUUUCUAUAUUUGCACUCCAAAUGUGAUUUGCCUUUAUAAGCAUGACUGUUAAGAAUAAUUGCGACUGAUAAUCGCAGUUUCUUUUUUUUUUUUAAUUUUAGAUGACCCGUCACACCAACAUUGUCUUCUCUUUUUUUAGUUAAAAAAAAGGGUCCAUGUUGUUAUUCUGAUCCAAAAAGAGCCGUCAUUAUCCUUUCAUUAUUAAUUCCCCUGUGGUUCCAAACGACUGGCAAAGAUAGGUUUGAAAUACAUUGAACUUAGUUAAACUUCUUUCCCACCUGUAUAAAUUUCUUUAAAAUUUCAUUUGUUUCCUCAGGAUUAAAAAGAAUCUCUCCUUUGAGGCGACAGUGCUAAUCACAUGUUUUUAAGACCGACCUAUUAUACAUGGCUUGAGAUAAGCUGACUUAUCCCUCUUUUUUUACAGGGCCAGGAAGUGUACCAAUGAAUGUGAGGCAUAGACAUCUUUUUCAUUCGAUAUUUAAGCACCGUAAAAAGUUCUUAAAUGCUAAAGGUUCCCCAAAAGAAGUGAUCGUCAGGGUGAAUGGACAAAAUGUUUAUUCCAGCAAAGCUCAAGGAUCAAACUUCUCCAUCAAUGCUAGCGUACCAACGACUUCUCCUCCUCCUCCUCCUUCGCCUCAAACACACAAUAUCAACCUCCACAUUAACCUUACUAGACCAGUAAGCCCCCCUGGGAGACCAAGUAACCAGCCGAUUAUCAUAGCUCCCCCACCGAGGCCACAGCCAGUUGUAGCUAUAGUUCCUCCGAUGGCAUCACAACCUGCGCCAGUACAAGUUCAACCCAUGGUGGUUCCUCAAGUACAACCUCAAGUACUACCACUUCCUGCUUCCGCCACUGCACCAGCACCCCCUGAAAAGAAGGGCCAAUCAAGUCUCAGUAAAAUAUUACUUACGGCUGCUUUGUUGAAGACUCUAUCGGGAGGAGACUCUUCUGAAAGCGCAACACAAGGAUUUCCAUCAUUGAUGCAAAACCCACUUGCCUCUAAUGGCUAUUCUCUUAAUUCUCUGCUCCCGGGUACUUCAGGUGUUGCUGCUUUGCCAUCAAUAGGGAAUCUUCCUCUGGGCUAUCCUCAGAUUGCGACUCAGCCCGUCGGAAAUCCCUCACUGGGAUAUCCUCAAGGUAAUCUCCCAGUAUUAGGAUACCCAGCGCAAACUGUUCCACAAACAGGGUCACAAGCCUUGGGAUAUCCAGCAACGUCAGGCGUCCUAGGAGGCCUUAAUGCGGCAAAACCUGGCGUCAUGGGAUAUCCAGCCGUUGGCACAAACAUGGGAUAUCCAGCCGUUGGCACAAACAUGGGAUAUCCAGCCGUUGGCACAAACAUGGGAUAUCCAGCCGUUGGCACAAACAUGGGACAUCCAGCCGUUGGCACAAACAUGGGAUAUCCAUCCACGGGAAAUCCAAGCAUGGGAUAUCCCGCUGUAGGGAAUCCAAGCUUGGGAUAUCCUGCCGUUGGGAACCCUAAUGUGGGAAAUCCUGUUUUAGGAAACCCAUAUUUGGGCUACCCUGCAAGGGGUGUCCUGCCGGGCGGUGUAAACCAGAACGUAAGGUAUCCUGCCAAUUGGAAUCCAAAUAACAGGUAUUUAGACGGCAAUAAGCAAAGCAGUAGAGAUCCUAUUAGUGGGAAUCAAAACUUGGGCUACCCGGGAGGAGCUAAUCAAAACGUAGGGAAUCCAUCCGGAACCACCCAGAACUUGGGUUUUCCUGCUGCUGCGAGCCAAAAUAUGGAUGCUGAAGCAACGAUACCAAACUUUCUGAGUGGGCUAGCUCCUGAACCUUCUGCUAGCCCUCUUGAGGCUAACAAUCCACCUUUACCUGGUCCAUCACCUGGUGUACAAUCAAAUGCACCAACCGCUACUGUGCCUCCUCCAGUAUCUUAUAAUGCCCUAUUGCCUGCGAAUGCGUCGCCUGUUGGUACCGCUGGUGGGAACCCUAACCUUGCUCAAGGUCAGGGCCAGACUGACACUUCAGAAACACCCGUUGUGCAGCCUAAUGUAGGAGUAGCAGGGACACCUGGAGUAGUGACAGGUCUCUCUCAAGCUCAAGGACAGGGCACUGGCACAGUUCUGCCUGCAACAACAUCAGCAGGUGUUCCAGGAUUUGAUCCCAGUUUGUGUUGGUGUGGUUGCGAGCCGACGUGUGCUAAUCCGUGUGACCUGUGCAAUAGUAGCACAGAGAAUAGUUAUGGCAACAUUUUAAAUCAGUACAAUACUGGCUCAAUAAAUCCUUCCAAUGGACGGAAGAAAUAAUCGUUCGUAAUCAGCAGAGGCUUCCUCGAAAUUUUUGUAAGAGAGUUAGAGAGAGGUCUUCGUUUUCUUAUAUUGUAUUAUUCUUCAUUGUCAGCAAGGCUGAAAUGAUAAGUAGUGGAGACCUCAACAUGAAAGUGUAUUGUUAAUCUCACUGGCAUUUCUGAAAAUUGACUUGAUAUAUUGGUAUGCCGUAUGUAUUGGUGCUUGGUUAGUAGCUCGAAGUUAAAUUGUCUUUGAGAGAAAAAGACCAGAUUGGCGCCAGAUUUCCUCUCAUGAAAGGUGGAAAUAAACAGUAGCUCAGAAUAUUUUAUUCCAAUUUACGACAGCUAUGAGGUUUUAAAAUGGCUAGGAUAAAAUUGAAUCAAUGUACGGUUCAACUUAGUGUAGUUUGAGGGUCCCCUAUCAGAGUAGACUGCUCUUGUGGUUACUGAAGUUUGAAAAGCUUGUUACUUAGCAACUCACUUUCCCACUUACUUAGUCAGAGAACGAAGUGAGCCGUGCUGAAUGGGAUGGCAAAAUAUAUCACGUCGGGCUAAGAUGAUGGGUCUUCAUUGGCACAUUUCAAGUUUCUUCGUUCACAGACUUUGGUGCUAGAUAAUCCUUUUGCAUAGAGAUACAUUUUAAACAAUUUAUAUUAAAAAGGUUUUUUAUUCAACGUUCAUGUUGUUCUGUGAUAAUUGUCCUUGUACAUUCUGUUUCAACAAUUAUCGUCGAUAACAAUGACAAAAGUCUCGACAACUUGAUCUGCAAUUGUUAUCGAAGUCAAUGAUGACUUCCGUUCCGGUUGGUAAAUGUCAUUCACCGGUACUGGUAUGGGGUGAUGGCUGUUACAACAAACGAUCAGCAUGUUUCCAUUGUUAUCACCAGAAUUAUUUUUACGGUUAAUUUUAUUCACCACUAAUGAUUAAAAUGUUUGUCAAUUUUUACCACGAAGGCUAACGGUUAACCCCACUGAGACCCCUGUUACCGAAAUUAGUCCCCCUCAGAACUAGCCUCGCCCUGAAGAUCAUAUGAUGCACUAGACUGUUGCUCCCACCCUCAGAAUACUUAAUAGGUUUGAACUGCACUGCACGAAAGCGCUUGAACCUGCCCUGGGCAGAGGCUUUUCAUUCACUAGACUUUUGCAAUUCUAUAAAAUAUUUUUUAAUGCAUAAGCAAUUACUUUCCCCCGCAAAAUGCUUGUGAAUGGUUUCCUCCAACUAAUUUGAAAAGCUUUCAAAAUAACAGUCAGUUAAGUGUAUUGUCAAGACAUCAGAACUAUUCUUGAAGUAAUCAAUUCUAAUCUACAUCUUUUCCUUAAUUUGCAUUUCUUGCCACGCAAGUAGCUCAGGAUAUUUCAGACGAAGAUGAAGUAAUUCUAGAAGCGGUCAAAUGCUAUGACGAAUUGAUUGCAUGCAGGGGAAGAACUAAUUUGUAGAUGAUCUUAUGGACUCAGACCAUUUUUAUGGCCAUUGAUUUGUACUGAUUUUUUUGUUCAAUUUCCUCCUUUCUUGUUGAACAAAUGAGCAUUAUCGAAGCGCCUGUAACAGUCAACGGGUAAUUCAUUACCCUGCUUUCUUUUCGUAGUCGUAAGAGGAAGUAGGAUUCCAUAACAAUGGAAGUUUUGGUUUAAGAAACUUCCAUCACGACUCAUCUAACGACUCAUCUAACUUUAUUUUAUGAGUCACGAAAGAAAGAAAGAUUACUUGUAAGCAGUCAAACUAAUCUUCCCAUAUCUAAAAAAAUUAAGAAAGGAUCACUCAGGAACAAUGCAAAACCAGUUUUGUCGACUGGUGUUUAUAAAUAUUUGAUUCAUGGCGUUCGAGUUAAACGGGGCAUUUACAGCACUUUAGUGCUAGGUAAUAAAACAUGGAAAGAAAUAAGGUUUGUGACCCAUAACUCAUAGUAUGAAAAUCAAGGGAGAGUUUCUUCUGCUAUGGCAAGUUCUGUGUGUACAUUGGGUGAUCACUCUGGCUGGAUAUCAUAGAAAAAACGGCCAAAGGUCACGAACAGAAUCUGACUUGAAGGAUAGGAGACACAAAUUAAACAACUACUUUCUCCAAAGGAGGAUAAAAGGUAAGAGUUGAGUGGAAAUGUUAUCAUGAACUAUCUUUUUUUCUGUUAGUUGAAGUGUAACCGGAGUGGAUAUAAGAUGUGAGCGAGACAAGGAUGACCAAACAUUAAGUAUUAGCAAACUUAAUCUUCCCAUCCUUUACUUGACAAUGAGAUUGAACCGUGAAGCACACGAUCUGUAGAGACAGUAUUUAUCACAUAUAUACAAUUAGAGGCUGGAAAAAUAACAGAAGGUGAUUGAAGUUAGCAUCGACCCUGUCGAAUGUGAUAUUAUCCGUGAAGUGAUAAUUUGGCUCAGCCGCGGUUGACGUGACAAAAAGUUGCCGAAAAAUGAAAACAGAUCAUACGAAAACGCUGUUUGUAUAAAUUUUUCAGGAUGUUUUAACUUUGUGUGAGAUGAAGUGAAAAAUGGUCGUUUCCUGUUGAUGAGGUAUCGGGUUUCAAUAUCAGUAACAAAAUCAAUGUUUGCACAAAUUUGGUUGCAACUUCAAUUCAGAUAUGCCUUUUGUAUCGAAAUGACGGCUGAAAUCUGCUGCAGGGCAUGCUGUUACACUGCGCUUUAACGUGAUUUGAUAUUAAAACGCUCGACCUUUAAACUUAGAAGAGACAGUCAUAUGAACUACAUGCCACGAAUCAACCUGACGUUAAGAUGAUACUAAGGAUGAAAAAUGUAUUCAUUUAUUAUUUCAUACAAUUCAUUGGUACAUUAAUUGAAAUUCAAAAAGAGUGCUCACGAUAUAAAUAAGAGGAAAUAUGUUAGAUUACAAGUAGCAUAGUACAAGUUCGAAAACUGCCUUCAAAUGGGAAAAAAAAGUAGACGGAGAUCGUAGUUUUAAAAAUGACUCAGCAACCUGACUGGACAUGUGAAACGAACGUGUAAUUAACGAGCAUCCGCUAGGAAAGCCUUCGAAUAGAAAAAAAAUAAUUUGAAUCAUAUAUGCAUUCUUUGUAGCUUCCAGUAGUUUAAAAUAGAUCGCGAUGAGAUUGAAAAGAAGGCUGCGGGAUUUCGUUAUGUCAGGGUAGAGAGAUUGAACAUGGAAUCGUCUUUGGUCCAAUAAUUUUCUUAGAGUUGAAAUUAAGUAAUGAUUUCAAGAUAAUUUUCAAAGGAUGAUAUAAGAAUCAUUUGGCUUUCGGAUCUUUUACUUCUGCCAUAAAAUGCGUGGAUUAGUGACGUUCCGAAUGACCAGGAUUGUAUUUUCAAUCAUUUAUAAGAAUGAACUAAGGUACCUCCUAAUAUGAGUAGUGCUCAAGUGUAUUGUGGAGUUUUUACAUCAAGUGAUCUAACACUGGGGGGAUGACCAUGGAAACUCUUUAGAUCAUUAUAGUACACUACUCUGAACUACAAUCGUGUGGUCCCUUUUAUUCGUGGUAGUCUGAGAAAAUGCAAAGGACAAUCGAGUAUAAACUUUCAAAAUGUAGUGGUGCAUGUUUUUUUUCCUCUCUACAACAAUUUGGUGCAUCCAACCCCGCAUUUAUAAUCUUCUCAAUUAGUAAAGAAUUUUGCAUCAAGGCUGUGAAGUGUCGUUCGGAGUGAUUCAAAACCUAUAUCAAUUGUUUGUCAAAAAUGACUAAAUAAAUAUACGUAUUGAUGUUACCAUUUUACUACCAGAAAACAGUAAGAAUUGUGGUUCAGGAAAUUGAGCUGGAGAGUGUAAGGGUAAGAUAGAAUUAGGACUACAGCCACGUGUUUCAGAGCAAUAUUUUACACCGAGAACAUGUGCAGUAAAGGUGAAAGAAUUCUAACUCAAAUCCUUCUAUUUUAGGAUCUCUUCACCAUCCGCUUAAUCAUCUAGGAUCCAUCAGGCGAUCUUUUAUCGGGCGUAAGGUACACGUUAAGGGUGCACCAAAAGGUGUUAUCGUGACCAUAAAUGGGCAAAGAGUUGACCCAAAUACUGGCAGCACAAUAUUACCCAUACAGCCACCUCAGCCAGCACCCCAGCCAGUACCACUACCAGGUCGGAAUGUUCCCAUUAAUGUUCAUGUUCACGUAAAUAAAAAAUACAACGAUGCCAACAUCAUUGGUCAACGUAAGCAACCCAUUAUAAUCACUGCACCCAAUCCUUAUCGAGCUGUGAGACCAAUUGUGAUUCCGAUGCCAGCACAAGUGCCAGCUCCACAGCCCUUUAUAUUACCUGCUCCAUUACCUCCUCCUCCGCUUCCGGCUGUCCUUCCAGCGCCUGUUCCAUUACCUUUACCAGCACCUCUACCACCACCAGUUGCCAUUCCAGUUCCAGCUCCAGCUCCAGCUCCACCUCCAGAUAAAGAAGACUCAAACUUUGCAGAAAUUCUUCAAACAGCUGCAUUGCUUAACACUCUAAACAAAAAAGAGGAAAGUCGCCCAAAAGUUAUACCAGUUGUUCAGCCUGUAAUUACUCCAAUGGCUUAUCAGCCCGGCAGAAAUCCAGCGCAGGGAUAUCCAGCGCAUGGAAAUCCGAAUCAAGGAUAUCCGCCGGAUGAAAAUCCAAAUCAGGGAUAUCCGGCAGGUGAAAAUCCAAAUCAGGGAUAUCCGGCGGGUGAAAAUCCAAAUCAGGGAUAUCCAGCAGGUGAAAAUCAUAACCAGGGAUAUCCAGCCGGUGGUGGGAAUCAAAAUCAAGGAUAUCCAGCAGGCGGAAGCCAAAACCAAGCCACAGCAGGAAAAGCUCCAGUAGGAGGUACAAAUACUCUUUCUGGACUAUCUGGAAUCUUGCCUUUGUUGCUUCCCUUCAAUUGUAGAUGUGGAUGCGAAAGAAGGUGCCCGGACCUUUGCAACCUUUGCAAAGACGUCGACGAGGAAAUAAUUGACACAUUAGACUGUUGUAAGUCAAUGCCAUGUCCCUGUGUAAAUGCCGCAGCAGGCACACAGCCUGUAGGGGCAACUGCAACAGGAACUGUGUCAGCUCCCAGUGGGGGUGCCGUAGUUCCUCAGCUGCAACAAGGUGUUGUGCAGCCGGCACCAGCAUCAACCGUAAACCAGAUACAACCUAUGCAAAUCUCUAACGGUGCUACUGCCCUUGCAGCUCCCCCCCAACCUGGUCUGGUGCCACCAUCGCAGCCAGCUUCAGCUCCACCUCUCCCUUCAUUAUCUGUAUUACCUGGACCUCAGGCUCCCGGUGUAUCAUCGCAACUUGCAUCAGCACCACCUCUGCCCUCUCUAGGGCGGCCAGCCUCAGCGCCUCCUCUCACUUCAUCAUCUGCAUUACCUGGACCUCAGCAACCUGGUCCAGCAUUACAGCCAGCUUCAGCGUCCCCACUUCUGCCACUUGUUCCUACAUUACCACAAGCCCCUAAUCCUCCUGUUGUUUCAUCGCCUGGAACUCAGUCUUCUGGCACAGCAUCUCAGCCGUCUGCUCAAGCACCUAAACCUUCAUCACCUGGUUCUGCUCUAGCGCCUGCUGUUCCACCCCCACUCCCACCCAAACCAGAAAUUUCUCCUCCAAAAAAAACCUCAUCAAAGCCAGGUCAGGUCCCGGCUCCUGUAUCCCCUGAAGCUGUUCCACCACCUGAGCCAGAAAUUCCAGCUCCAGGUCCUCCUGGUUCGACUGUCCCACCUAAGCCGGAGAUUCCAGGAAAAGGGAUAAGUACUGGAACGAGUACUGAACCGCCUGGGAACGAAAAUACUGCACCUGAAUUAGAGCCACCUCCCACUGAUACAGGUUCUCCAGGUCCUGACAAUUCAAAGACUCAAGGUGAGUUAGUUGCUCCUCCUCCGGACAACUACGGACCCAUCGAGAUACCAACAGUUCCAGUCUUACCGGGUGAAUCACCAACCACUGGUGAGUAUCACGUUUUGAGAAAUUAUAAGUAAAACCGUCUUUGGAGCAGGCACGUUUCUUAAACAUAAUUUUAAAACCGUUGGGACGUAAAGAAUGUUGUAUUUGCAGUAUCCUUUUUGAAGAAAACUGCGUUGAAAGAUAAUCAAGGAAAAUUUCUGUAGACGUAACUUCAUUUUAUUAAAUGGAAAUGAGGAAAAGGUCGAGUUUAACGCGUGAAAUGUUACAAAGAAGAAAAAAAGCAUAGUUGGAUCUAAUGAUCUACUAUCCUUUUGAAUUGAUGAGUGAUCGAAAUGGAAUGCUCUCCAAACUCUUAUCUGUUGGAUGGUUAUUUCUACAAUAGACUCCUUGAGAAGUUUACUGACAGCUUUUCGUACUUUUUGAAAAUAUGUUGUUGCUGAUUUGUAGGUCUCUAUAUAAAAAUGUUCUCUUUGUGCUGAUUUGAAUAUAUUUAUGUAGAAAUGCUGGAAUGCUUUGUUAAGUGUUUCCAUUAUCUUUUAGCGAUUUUCAUUGUAGACUUCAAACCUGAGCAUAUCACCUUUAAAGUCUAAAUCAAGCUGAUGGUGUGCUUGGCUGGAAGCAGUUUCGAGAUAUUAUUCUCUUUCUUUAUGUGACAUUCAAAUCUAUUCUUCCCAUUUCCAGGUCCUUCUCAAACUACAAGUUAUCCUGUUGGUCCAGGGCCACCUGGCGCGAAUCCAGCACCUCCUAGUUCAUCUACCUCUUCCACAAAUCCUUCGCCCCCUCUUCCGUCAUUGCCACUCAUGAAGAAUGCAUAUCCAGUUCCUCCUCCAGCCCCUCAGGUAUUUAUCAUAAAGGAAAAUAGCAAUCCAACAAGAGGCCCAGAGGACAGUAAAAGUGCUGAGGCACUCAAUAGUUUAAGCGAGUCAUUUGAAAGUGCUUUCAAAGAAGCGCUUAAAUCAGAACGAAGGAAAAUAGGAAAAUAUAGAAGUCAUGCUAAAGGGCAUUUUAGUAUUAAACCCGAGGAAGAAGACAAUUGGAAUACAAAAGACAGCGAAACAGAUGAUCAAGAGGAGGAGGAGGACGAGGAGAAGGUGCAGUCUCAUGGCGGCUCUCGGAGAGAUUUCACUGACGGGGAAGACAGUAAACUCAACGAGGAUUUUUCUAACGAUGAUAUAAAUGAUAAUGGCAAUGAAGAUGACAGUAAUGAUGAUGAUGGUAUUGAUGAUAAUCAUGAUAAUAAUGCUGAUUCUAAUACUGAUGAAAUACAUGAUGAUGAUCAUAGCGAUGAUAAUAGUGAUGACGAUGGCAAUAAUAUUGAUAUCAAGGCGGAAAAAGAGCCGCCAUACGACUUGGACCAACCUCGUCAUUCUCAUGCUCUACCAUACUUCAGAGGAAAUGAGCAAAGAUACGAGGGAAGACGCAAAAUGCAUCCGACAAAUAAAGGAAGGAAGUAUCUAAGACUUCAUGAUCGGCAUCGAAAUGGAAAACAACGCAAUGAAGAAACGAGAGAGAGUGAGCUGUUGUAUGAUCGUUCAGUCAACGGUGCUCUCAACCGUGAUCGUAACAAUGUUCAUUCUCGCUAUCACAGAAAGAAAUUUCCAUUAUCUAAAACAGAAGAGGACAAGGAAAUGUCACCAGAACAUGAUUCCAAUUCAAUCCAUGUAGAGAAUGUUCAAUACAAUCCAUUGGAAAAUACUGAAAUUUCCCGCCUUCGUCAUGGAGGUGCAAGUAGGACUUUCGAGAGCCCAAAGCAUAGUUUAAAAUCUCUAGAAUCCCCUAAGGAAAAGCACCAUGUGCCUUAUAAUCAUGAUAGAAUCAAAUUUCGUCAUUUUCAGGACAAAGGCUCAGACAAGCAUGCAGGCCACGAUAAAGAGGGUGACCACACCUUCAUCAAGGAAAAUCAUGGUCAUCAUUUGAGCCAAUCAAAAACUGCAAUGUUACCUGAAGAUGAAAUCACUGAAGAGUCAGCCUCAACAAUUGAAGAAACUAGUUAUUCAGGGCAUAAUGAGAAGGUUAAAUCCUUAAAGUCAUUGAAGAAUUUCUUAACUUAUACACACUACGCGAAAGGUGCGUCUCAUCACCUUGUAGAAGACACUCGCACUAAAGACAAAAAAACUCCUCUUGGUACUGUGGAGUCAUUUAAAUCAGGCAAUCAUAGGCAUUUUAGCAAACAUAGCAAAUCAAAACAGGAAAAGGACAUUGCAGAGGAUUAUAGUGAGAAUUCGGGUAAUGAAUCUGGUCAAAAUUAUAACAGUGGCGAUUAUGAAGAUAUUGGCAGCUAGGCAAAUUUAAGCUCAUCGUUUAAAAAUAAGGUUUCUUGUAAUAAUGUAGACAACUGUCACUUUAAAUCAAAAAAAAGUUUUUUCUUUCUUUCUCUGGCUGAAUUUAUUUUGUCUCAUUUUAGUCAUAGGAGGGCUUUUUUAUGAUGUGAAUCGCGAAAUGCACAUGUAUGUUUUUCCUUAGCUUUCGAUUAGGUUUGCUUUUUCUGCGAGAAUAUUACAGCUGACUGUUUUCAACAGUUGUGGGCUUUCAAAGGAUAUUUAUAUCGACCUUGCAAUUACGUUAUAUGUCUUUUUAGACGGGACACGUAUCGAGUGAAGAGAGUUCACAUGGAGGUAGAGGACCUCAGGUAGGUGAGGUAACCCGCCAAGCUGAGGUGGAAAAAUAGCCCGCGUUUACAUACAAUCUUACAACCCCGGGAUCCCUGGUUGAAGUUACUUUAGAGGUUACUGGCGCACUUGUAAGUGCAACAUGAGCGUAACCCCGGCUUGGCGGUUACCCCACCUUGACACGUUUACAUUGCAAAUCGUGACCCUAGCUGUCAGGGUUAUCCUACCCAGCAGACCAGGCAACCCGCCUGGCUGGGUCACCCCACUUAUCAUGUAAACGUGAUCAAGAUAAAAUAAGAGAUUGUAUGGACAGGCGGGUUACCCCAACUAGGCGAGUCACCUCAUUUACCAGGGGUCUCCCACCUCCUUUAAAACAGGCCCUUAACAAAUUUGUACUUUACGGGGUCAUUGGUCAUUUGCCUGUUGAAUGCGGAGAACGAGGUAUGCGCAGUUCGAAGGAGGGAGAGGAUUUACAGUACCGACUUUUAGUCAACUUUGAGUUAAGUUGUGCUGUUUUCCUGAUAAAAGUAAACAUGACUAUUGUAUUUUUUUCUCAGAGGGCACGGUAACGAAUCCUGCAAUCUGA
This is a messenger RNA of Pocillopora meandrina, 11573 nucleotides long. The record is from the annotation of a GenBank genome assembly. Lineage: Eukaryota; Metazoa; Cnidaria; Anthozoa; Scleractinia; Pocilloporidae.